Messenger RNA from Lonchura striata (white-rumped munia), 1536 nucleotides. RefSeq names its product transducin beta like 2 (gene TBL2). NCBI's taxonomy places the organism in Eukaryota, Metazoa, Chordata, Aves, Passeriformes, Estrildidae. Gene Ontology annotation, molecular function: protein binding. Gene Ontology annotation, cellular component: endoplasmic reticulum. The record is from RefSeq and is a predicted model, not a curated record. Gene Ontology annotation, biological process: endoplasmic reticulum unfolded protein response.
GGUGCGAUGCUACCGCCAGGGGCCGCCCUCCGCGUAUUACCGGGACCGCGUACCCGCACACGGAAAUUCCCGCCCUCCCGGUGCCGGCCGCUGACGCGGCGGCGGGAAUAUGGAGGCAGCGGCGGCGCUGGGCGCGUCGGAGAUACCGGGCGCCCUCAUCGUCCUCAUCCUUGUCCUGUUGCUGGCGUUCGCGCUGCACCGCUCUGCUCCGCGGGAGACCCCCACCGCCCCGCAGGACGGACCCAGGGCGAACGGACAGGCCAGGCCGCAGGAGCCGCGGAAGGCGAAGGCGGUGGUGAGGGCUCGCAGGGAGAAGCCGCACCAGCACAGCUUCGCACAUCGGCUGCUGGUGGCUGCCCUCAAGGGCCACAGCAGUCCGGUGACAUGCCUGGACUUCAGCAGCAACGGCAAGUACCUGGCGUCGUGCUCCGACGACCGCACAGUGCGGCUGUGGAGCACCCGGGACCUGGCAGGGCGGGAGCACCGCUGCCUGCGCAUCAACAUGGGGCUGGACCACGCCGAGCUCGUCCGCCUCAGCCCUGACUCACGGGCUUUCAUUGUCUGGCUGGCCAAUGCUGAGACUAUUCGCGUCUACAAGAUGACCAAGAAGGAUGAUGGCAGCUUCACCUUCACUGCGACUUCUGGGGACUUCCCAAAGAAGCACAAGGCUCCUGUCAUUAACAUAGGGAUUGCAGAGACAGGGAAGUUUAUCAUGACAGCUUCCAGUGACACAACCAUCCUGAUCUGGAGCCCAAAGGGCAAAGUCCUGGCCAGCAUUAACACCAACCAGAUGAACAAUGCCUAUGCCACAGUGUCACCCUGUGGGAGGUUUGUGGCAUCCUGUGGCUUUACCCCUGAUGUGAAAGUGUGGGAAGUGUAUUUUAGUAAGAACGGAGACUUCAGGGAGGUGACCAGGGCUUUUGAGUUGAAAGGCCACACUGCUGGUGUACAAUCCUUUUCCUUCUCCAAUGACUCAAGAAGGAUGGCAACCGUGUCAAAGGAUGGCACAUGGAAGUUCUGGGACACAGAUGUGGAGUACAAGAAGCAGCAGGACCCAUAUCUGCUUCUGACAGGGCAGUGUGCAGUGCCGGAGCCAUGCCGCAUUGCCCUGUCCCCUGACAGCCGCACGGUCGCCGUGGCGGGCGGCACAGACAUCGUGGUGUACAACACACGGCACGGUGAGGAGGAGGAGCAUUUUCUUGGCGUGCACAGCCACUGUGUCACAGACCUUGUGUUUGACACCACCGGCCGCUAUAUCGUGUCCUGUGGGGAUCGUGCUAUCCAUGUCUUCCACAACGCUGCUGGGCAUCGUGCUGUGGUGGAGGAGAUGGAGGCCAUGCUGAAAAAAACUGGCAACAAAGCCAUGCAGGAGAGGCUGGAGCAGCAGAUCUCCAGCGCUCACAAAGCAUUGGCUGCUAUCUAUGGCAAGAAGUACUAAGCUACCUGUACAGCAGGAGGCAACUGCACUCUCCCUUGGGGGUGUUAUUUUUUUUUAAAUAACUGUGAACAGCAAUAAUAAACAGAGUGCCCAGGUUC